AGAGAAUUGAAGACGGUAAGAAAUUGAAAUUAAAAAACAGAAUCGUGUAUGGCUCCACCUCCCUUUUGGUUUGAAGAUGUCCUCGCAACUUCCUGUCUUAGAGCAGACGUCGGUGGGCGUCUACUGACAGAUUUUUGCUGAGUUGCUGGGCGGUGCAGGAGCAGCUGGUCGUAUAUUUUGCCACAACCAGCAAAACAGCAACAUCUAUCAGCAGGAAACAGCAGGCACCAUGUUGCUCCUUCCGACGACCUGGCCCUUCGUUCUGCUGUCCUGUUUCCUCGGAUUUUCCCUGGUGUUUGUGUACGCGGAGCAGGCAAUACGGGCGAACCGCCGCCGAGCGCGGACCCGGCUGUGGUGAAAGGAGGUGCAGGGGGUGCAGGUGCUGCAGCGGCAGGAGCAGCUGCCCACCAUGGGCUGAUGUAGUUCAGAGUAGCAGCACCUUUCCUUGUGCUGGGACGAGAUCAUGAGCACGACCAGGCUCAGGUGGAACUCAGCAACAAAGAACAUCUGCGCGGUAUUAUGUUGAGCCUCUUGGUCCUCGUCUUGCCACCAGAUCCAGAAGAGCAGCUGCUGGAGCAGCUGUAGUAGGCUGCUGCACAACUACUACUCCGAAGUAGAACAAAGCAGAUCCAGGAGCAGGAGUUGCACAGGCCUUCGUGGUUCGUCCUCUUCAACAUCAUGUUGGGCUCUUCACCGGAGAAACAGCUGCAGUUCCAGGGCGCCGGGAUGUUGACCCCGUCGUCCGCAGUAUGCAAUACAAAUUUCCUGUACAUGCACAAAAUGCAUGACAAAUUUUACCAAGUUGGAGCAUGCCGCUUAUCUUCAUGCUGAAUAGGAUUGGAAGAAAAGUUUGUCAUGCAGAAACCACAUUGGUACGUGUACGGGAAAUCAUUUACUGUGGAUACGCAGGAACAACGGCUACUACCGCCCAACCGCCCUGGGGGGCCGCGGCCGUAACGGCGCAGGCAAGAACCACCUCGGGGACGUACUACAGAGGGGUCAUGCCCCCCGUCUCCCCGACGUCUUUGCGCGGCGGCAGCUGCAACAACUUCAUCGGCGGGCCGCAACUUCUGACGUUUCAACAGCCAACGAGUUCUUCGCAGCAGAACGGUGCGUACCCGUCCUGGUCCUCGUCCAUGUACUAUCCUUCUGCCUCAGACAACCUGCCACACCAAGAGCAACAGCCCCUUCCCUGCGCCUCCCUAACGCAAGUCACUUCCUCCACCGUGUUUCCUCCGGAAGUCAUAUGAAUUGCAAAAGUAUGAGUAUCGUACUCGUAUAAAUGCAUUACAAAUUUCCUCAGCAUGAAAAAUGAAAUUUGUAAUGCUGAUUUGCCUUAAGAGAGAGAUUUGUAAUGCGUGAUUGCAAGUACUACGAGUACGAUACUUUUGCACAGGAUAAGUCACGAGAAAAUACGAUGUGGUGUGCGUGUUGGCCGAAGGCGCGUAUGCGGUAGUGUGCAAGGUGGUGAAAGCCAACGCCGGUUGUGGCGCACUAAACAAUUCUGGCGGCGCCGCGGACGACAGCUACACAGCCGCUGCUCAAACAGGAGCGGGUCCUCCCGCCUCCAAAAAUUUCCGCGACAGGAAGCAGUAUCAAAUGCAAAUAUGUCCGAGUCCUCUGGAAGGAUCCGAACUCGUGAUGCGUGUUUCGGAUCCUGCAGAGAUCUGUGAUGCAUAACGUGCAAAAGGUGCCCACUUCUCGCCAUGCUGACAGGGCAUUUCUCCUGCAAAAUACGCAUCACCAGGGGGCUGGGGCUGCAGAACCUGCGACGUUAGGCCGUGCAUUCCAGGCGUGGGAGAGCUUCGAAAAACUGCAUGACAAAUCUCGGAGCCUCCCAGACGACCCAGACAACAUUUUUGCAUUUGAUAAGCAGCGACGGAGCACCAUGCGGCCGGUGUCGGCACGGGGCCCCCGGGACGUGAACUGGUACAAGAAUCUCGGGGGCGGGAUCGUCCGUCAAGACCAAGAACCACAAGGGAGGACCCAGGUGGGCGCGCGGGAAGUAGUACUGGGGGUAUGCACUGCAAAAGUAUCGUACUCGUCGUAUAAAUGCAUUACAGAUUUCCUCAGCAUGAGAAAAAAAAUUUGUAAUGCGGAUUUACCUUAAGAAAAAAAUUUGUAAUACAUGAUUCAUUGCAAUACGAGUGCGAUACUUUUGCACAGGAUAGGGGGAGAAAGACAGCCACUCGUUGUCCGAGCCGGUGUACUACGCGAUGAAGGUGAUUUAUGCAAAAUAAAAAGUGUUACAAUAUUUACACACAGUGUUGCAAGACAUGCAAGGCAGACGACCUCUGUCAUGCGCAAAAGGCUUGCGAGUCUCGUUUCGUGUGUGUUUUGCCUUAUGAUUUCUGCAUUACAAGUUCCGUCAUGCGAAGAAAAUUUGUGAUGCUGAAUUCACGUGCAAGUGUGUAACUGUAACACUCUGUUUUUCCUUGCAUAUGAUUGAUGAGAGGCCUUACCAGGAGCGCAGCAUGGCAGACCAGCUGUUUCUAUCCUGUGCAAAAGUAUCGUACUCGUACUAAUUGCUUCUAUGCAUUACAAAUCUUUUUUUUAAAGGCAAAUCCGCAUUACAAAUUUAAUUUGUAAUGCUGAGCUAAUUUGUAUUGCAAUUCAUACUAGUACGAUGCUUUCGCAGUUCAUAGUUUCGGGAGAUCAGUUUGCACGAAGAAGCCUGUAGUAGUUCCAGCAAUUGUAGUACUAGUUCGUGUAGUAUCGGGAGCGGCGUCGGUGCUCCGACAACGUCCAGCAAAGGAGGGGAUGCGCAAGCGGGUAGCACUAGUGCUACCACUACAACUACCUCGCAGUCGAAUAAUUUGGUGCUGAAACUUCUGGAGCAUUUUACCUCGCCCUCUGAGCAGGACCUUCGGCACUACCUCGUUUUUGAAUACUGCCCCAACGGCAACCUGGCCAUGCUGAUCCAGAGGCUGCACAGCAGCAGAAGUACAACUAUUCGUGAUCGUCCUCGUGGUCCCAUCAACACCAGCGUAUUACACAGAACCGACUCUGCAAGCGCUCUGGGUACUAGUACUUCCAGAGCUGCAUGGUCAAGGUCAACAGCUCCUGGACCGCCGCCUCCACGAGGUGCUGGGAUGAAUACUGGCACUACGUCCUCUUCGGAGCAGCAGCUCCUGCAUCAUGCAGGCGGAGGUGGAACUACAUCAAAGCUAAAUCCGUUCUUGACCAAUUUCGCAACGUCGAGCGGGAAAAAUGUUGCAGCAGGAGCCCAGAACACGUCGACCGGCUCCGCGGCCGAGAUGGUGAGAAGCACCGCAUCUACUUCGAGCAACGAGUUUUCUGCCUCGACUUCCUCUUCCCUCCUUGACCAAGUGGCGAUUGAAAUCUUCGAGUCCCUUGUGGAUGUGCUGAACUAUCUCCACCUGCAGAAGAAAAUCGUGCAUCGAGAUCUCAAGCCGGACAACAUUUUGUUCGACCGGAAGUGGAGACUGAAAGUGGCAGAUUUCGGUUGGGCCACCACUUUACGCGACGACGUGGUUGGUCCCUUAUGAAGUGCAAAAGUAUCUUCGUACUGGUAAAACUGCAUUACAAAUUUGCUCAGUCACCAGCAUUUGUUUUUUAUACAAAUUCAAUUUGUAAUGCGGAUCUGUCUCAAGAAAAAGAUUUGUAAUGCAUAAAUGCAAUACGAUAAACUUUUGCAAUGCAUAUCCCUACGUUGUGAACGACAAAUGCGGCACCCUGGAGUACAUGGCGCCCGAGAUUUUGACUAUCCGCUACAAAAGUAUCGUGUACUGUCGUACGUACAACUUGCGGACUGGCAUGACAAAUCUCCUUCCUUAGCUAAAUCAGCAUGACAGAUUCCAUUUCAUCGCAUGCUGAGAAAAUUUGUGAUGCAAAAACUGUAUAAUAUACUUUUGCAAAAAUGCAUAUCGAAACAGGAGCCGCAAAUCAACGGGCAGGUCGAUGUGUGGAGCAUAGGCGUGGUUCUGUACCAAAUUCUGGAGAAUUGCACCCCCUUCAGCGGCUACCUGUACCGCCAAGAACAAGUUGACACGGAAACGGAGACCGUUCCGGAUGAAGAAGACGGGCCAGCACUUCUACAGGACCACGCGGCUGUGGUUGCUACCGGACGUCGACCACCUGUAGAAGCAGAGCAUGUUUUCGACCAAAACAGCACCAGCAGUGGCGGCGAUGCUCAGCAGGACAACUCAUCUACUACUCGAAAGCGGAGGCCAACAUCAGGUGAAGUCCACCUUGUUUUGGACGAAGAAAGCUUCUAUCAAAUGUAAAAAUGUCUGGGUCUGGAAGAUUCUGAGACUUGUCAUGCAUGUUUUGCAUUGGCCAUGAUGUCUGUGAUGCAUGCCCUAGCAUCACAGAUUUUCUGAGGGCUUCGCGAUGCCUAUUCCGCAUGACAAAUUCCCUCUCCGCGUAGCAAAAAUUGCAUUCCCUUUGCUGCUCAUGCAAUACAGAUUUUUCUGGAAUCCAAAUGCAGCAUCACAAAUUGCAUUCUUCCAGACCCAGACACUUUUACAUUUGAUAGAUUCCUUCAUGCGAUGGAGAAUCGCUUGUACAAGCCAUUUAUGAAUUGCAAAAGUAUCGUACUCGUAUUGCACUCGUGCAUUACAAAUUUUUUCUCAAGAUAAAUCCGCAUUACAAAUUUUAUUUCUCAUACUGAGAAAACUUGUAAUGCAUUUAUACGAGUGCGAUGCUUUUGCAAUGCAUACCAUUAGAUGCCGUCGACCAGCACGCGGCGAAUAAUACUUCCAACUGUGGUAGUGCUACUGAUGUCGGUUCAACUGCACCAGUUGGUCCCCCGGGCACAACUUCUACCAGCCCAGCAUGUUCGAUCAUCCCCGGUGGAGGUGGUGGUCCGAAUAAGCAGCAAACCCUGACUCUCUGCCUGCAACCUUCGCCCUUCACCAGGUGUACAACCGAAAACUUGGCGAAAAAAUCCGAAUGGCUGUACGAGUACGUAAAAGAGCAGAAGGAGAUCUUGCGGCUGGUCAAACAGGGUGUGUCGGGGGUGAAGCGUGUCCGCGCGAUUCUGAAAUUUGUCACCUCCGUGGGGACAAGUAGUUCUGCAUGUGCCAUUGCUGCUAUGCAUUGCAAAAGUUGUAUACUUAAUUAAUGAAUCAUGGUCUUUUCCUCGUGAAGAAGAAAAAAUGAGUUUGUCGUGGAGAAGAUUCAGGGAAGCAGGUAGACGUAGGAGCUAUCUGGCAUGCAUGAUUGCGAUUCAUGCGACUACGAUAGUGCAGCUUUUGCACAGGAUAGCAGGUAAUGGCAGAAAUUAUCAAAUGUUGACUCCAACAUCAAAAAUCGCGACCGGUGGGAACAACUUUUUUGGCGCUCCUGCUCCCCUCGGUGGUGGGUUAGCUACCAGCAGAGGACCACCUGGACGAGCGCUGCAACAGCAACGUAUAACCCGCUCAGGUGUUACAAUCUCAAGCGUAGUUACAAUAGAAUCUAGAAUCCGAGAUUUGUCUUGCAUGAUGAGCAUGAUCUAGCCAACUCUCAUAGGGUUGCGCAUGAAAAGUUCCGGAGCUUCAAACCUCACUAAAAUCUGGCGAAAUUUGUAUUGCAAAAGGUGGAACGCUGUGCGAGUCUGUCAUGCCCAUCAUGCAGCACAAAUUCCAGCAGAUUUUGUUGUAACGUUUGAGACUGUACCGGCGUUUGAGCAAGUUAUACAGCGCUCCGCGAAUUUCUUUCCGAUGGUGAACAACAACCCUGGAGGCGGUGCAUCAAGUGGCAGCACUACAACCAGUGGAUGUGGAAUGAAUUUUGGAUACAGGAUAUCAAAAUGAAAAAUCCCCCCUCCCCAUAUCAAAACGGAAAUUUGUGAUGCUGAUUUGUGACCAGCACAAAUCAGCUUUGUACUGCAGAGAGGCACUGCGGCCAGAUCCCCAGGCUAGGUAGGGGCGUAUGGGUCUAGUAGUUCAGCAUGGCAAACGGCCCCCCUUUAGGCCCAACAGCAUGACAAACCGCUUCCAUAAUGGGGCGGAAGCUUCUGCCCUUGUCUUCUUGCAAGACAGACGUGAUUUGUGACCUCAAAUCCGCAAUACAAAUUCUUGGAAACAUACCUUUUCAAUAUGGGGAGGGGGGAUUUUUCCUGUCAAUACAGGACCAGCAGUUGCAUUGCUUCCACUGCACCAACACCUUCAAACGGUAAGGACAAAAAUUCAAAUGUUGUUCAUCACGACCAGCACCAACUGCAGCGGGCCAAUACGGUCGAUAUGUACUGUUCCACACGACAAGCAGGAGGGCCUCCUGGUGCGACCUCGACGUGUACAGAGGGUGGAGAACGAGGAGGAGGCCAUCAACUACAUCUUCAGCAAAUAAACCACGCGACGAACCCUAACAACCGGCUGAACCAAACCAUCAAUCUUGCAGAGCUCGCCGACCCAGCGACUUUGUUUCCGCGAAGCAGCAGCGCGUUACGGGCAGGCGCGGCUUUAUGGAAGCGUCAGGAUUGAAAUUGUCAAAGUUGAAAUAAUUUCUCAUGCAUAAAUUGCAAGGCAUGGGGUGCCUCUCUUGCAGGAACGGCAAGCGAGGCCGACUGUCAGCCUGUUUCGGGUCUGCGGUAGAGCUGCUAAGGUAGCAUGACAAAAGACGCCUUCUCUCCCUAAACAGCAUGACAAAUUGGAUUUAGACGGCGCCGAAAUUUGUCAUGCACCGCUUGGAAUUUGUAAUUGGGCCUCCAAGUGGUUUCGAUUUUAUGCAUUACAAUUAUUUCAACUUUGACGAUUUCAAACCUGACGCACCCAUAGGUUUUGAAGAUGGUCGCGCCAGCGUCACCGAGACGGGGCGGUGCAGGAGAUCUUCAGGGUAGAAGCAACUACAUGUUUGCAGCUCCGGGAGGAGAGGACAGGGGGGAUGCAGAGCUACACACUGCUCCAGGUGGAGGUCGUCCGGGGGUACAACUGGAAGGAGGUGUUCAGGCCGCGCUAGCUACAACUACCACAGCUGCAGGAGAUGAACAAGAACACAAAACUAUCCUGCGCAAAAGUAUCGCACUCGUAUUGCAAUCAUGCAUUACAAAUCUUUUUCUUAAGGUAAAUCCGCAUUACAAAUUUUCUCUCAUGCUGAGGAAAUUUGUAAUGCAUUUAUACGAGUGCGAUACUUUUGCAGUUCAUAAAAACCGCCGGGGGACAACAUCAAAAUCGUCCAGCUGCCGGCGCACCUCCCGUGGUCGUGGUAUCAUAUGCAAAAACGUCCCCACCCCAUAGUCAAGUUGCGAACUUAGCAUCACAAAUCCAGAAGUUUUGGGAGCCCAGCAUGACAAGUUGUAGUUAGUAGUAUAGUGCAUGUUCACGAGGAGAACCGAAUUAAAAAUCCAUCUGUUUAUCCUGUUUACAGCAUUACAAAUUCCAAAACGCGACUGAAGAUGCCUGUCGUGGAGAUGCGCAUUACAAAUGUUCCUGUAAUCGAAAAUCUGCAUGACAGCGCUGGAGUGGGGACGUUUUUACACAGGAUACGUGGGCCUGCAACCUUUGAAAGCCUUGAACUUCAUCAACAAAGGAGGUGGCUAUCCAGGAAAAAUAACCCAUCCCCAUCCAAUUUGUCAUGCAAAACAUGCAUAAGUGCCAGUGUUUGUGAUGCAAAAAAUGGGUGCGGAUGGGUUUUUUUUCCUGGAUAGUGGUGGCGCUACUGCUACAGGCGCCGGGCCGCGGGGAGGCGAAACGCGAGAAGCAGGGGCUGGGACGACAAGUACUGCAACUACAUAUCCUGUGCAAAAGUAUCGCAGUAGUAUCUUUAAAUCGCAAUACAAUGUGGCUCAGCAUUACGAAAGUGAAUUUGUAAUGCUGAUUUGCCUUAACUACGUAGAUUUGUAAUGCGUAACUGCAAUUACUACGAGUGCGGUACUUUUGCAAUGCAUAAUACAUCUGGAACUGCAACUCCUUCAUCAGCAGCAACCGUGCAGUACAAGCCAAAGCCACGCCGAUUCAGCUUGAUCGGGCUGUGAAUUUUAUUGCGAGUAUCCCACGAAAAAACUGUUUCACUGUGAAUUUGUAAUGCAUGGAAUGGAACACAAAGCUUUUUGUCUUGCUACACAUGCAAGACAUUGAGUUUCCAAGGGUGUUUUCCCUUGGGAAGUGCACAUAGCAAAUUUUCUCUACCAUGUGUAUUAUCAAAUUUGUGAUGCAGAUCCUGCAAAAUCAUCACAGUGACGCAGUUUUUUCUUGCGAUUGCGAGUGGAGGAUUGAAGAUAUAAAUAAUCUGGAAGAUGAAUAGUGAGUGCUUCAGUGGAUGAACAAUUUGACUUGGUUGUGAAUCGAUUAAAGUGAUGCACAAAUAGAAAUUCGAUCUUGAUGAACGGUAGAAGAAUUCUCGUGACCACUGGGCGCGGUGAAGUUUGAGUUUGUUUUUCAGGAAAACCAGCACAACUUCGUUCG
This is a messenger RNA of Amoebophrya sp. A120, 8348 nucleotides long. The record is from the annotation of a GenBank genome assembly. NCBI's taxonomy places the organism in Eukaryota, Dinophyceae, Syndiniales, Amoebophryaceae.